Messenger RNA from Pneumocystis carinii B80, 676 nucleotides. RefSeq lists its product as hypothetical. Bases 45 to 605 code for a protein of 186 amino acids. Gene Ontology annotation, biological process: attachment of spindle microtubules to kinetochore. Lineage: Eukaryota; Fungi; Ascomycota; Pneumocystomycetes; Pneumocystales; Pneumocystaceae. The transcript has 4 exons. Gene Ontology annotation, cellular component: DASH complex; spindle microtubule. The record is from RefSeq and is a predicted model, not a curated record.
UGGUCGUCGAUAUCCAGACGACCAUAUUAUAUAUAUAUAAAGAUAUGAUGAAGAUUGAGGAGUAUUUUCCUAGUAUUGAACAGGCAAUUGAUAGUAUAGAAUCAUUAGAAUUUAAUUAUCCUAAGCCCUUUACAAAUUCUCUAUUAAAAUUGCAGGAUAUUGUUAUGCUUAUACGAGAUGCAGAGGGUCAUGAAAGUAGGUUAUUUAGUGUAGAAAAAGGGAAGAAAGAAGGAGAAAAGAAAGGGUUUUGUCAGGCAUUAGAAGUACCAGUAACGCCGUUAAAAAAUAAGGAAUUACAGUCACCAGAAAUAUUAUUAGAAGCAGCGGAAAAACUUUUAAAUAUAUAUCAAUUUCCUGAGAUAGAGGAGAGAAUUGGAAUGCUUUUUGAAAAAAACCGUAAACAUCUUAAAAAUAUACAAGAUUUAGAAGCAAAGAUUGAAUCGCAACGUAUGAAGUUAGAUUUACUUUUAACGAAUAAUGAUUUUAAUUUUGAAGAUAAGAAUGAAAUUAUAACAGAUGAAAUGAUACAAGAAGAAAAAGAUGAGGUAGCAAGAUUAGAAUAUGAGUUAGAAAUGAGGAGUAAAGAAUUAAGAGAGAAUGAAUAAUAAUAUUUUUUGAGUUUUGAAGGUAGUAGUGAUAUUUUUUAAGUUUAGAGAGUAGUAGCGAUAUUUGUAUA